GUCGUUGUUCCCUCGUUUUCCAUCUUUCCUCGUUCUCUCGUUCUCCCGAAAAAUUUCCCCUCACACAACUCACAUACCAUCAUCGACUCUUCUUUGGACUCUUGGGAUUUCGUGCAUUUUCAAAUACAUCGCCAAAAACCAUCCCCUCAAUUGUCGUGAUAUCUGAAAGUCGAUUUGCGCGUCUGGCGUCUGGCCCCAUCAAACACGACCGUGACCCGCGACCCUCUGUGGCCUAUUUUCGCCCUUUCCUCCAGAUCCCAGCCGCCAGCUAUUCUGAUUGUGGUUCCUUUGCUUCGUUGUGGGCCCACUUCCCUUGACAACAUUAUCCACUUCCCACAUCCUCGCUGUUUCUUUACUUGCAACUGGAUUGGGAAUUUGCGACCACGCGAGUACCGGCUUUAUCUUGCAAUACAUACUGUGCGUGCCGGCCAAGGCAUUUUUACUAACAGUUCCGCGACUGGCAACUUUUUCCUCCCUUCACUUCAGCUGCUGCUGUUGCUUUCUCUUGCCUUCGACCGCUCCUCGUGAUUGCGUACUAAGCAAGACCGAAAAAAUUAUCUUAGUGCUGCUUCAUCGCUUUUUAAUCCACACCCGCACCAACCCACUUCUUUUUUCCCUCCUUCACUCGCCUCUUCUUCUCACACCCACCCACUCUGAACCCACUCAACGUUACCCACCUUUUCAAAAACUGCCCUGACAGCUCGACCGUCUAGAGGAGACCGCGAGAAGAAAAAAAAUAAUACUUAAAAAGGUUCGGGACCCAGUUCUCCACUCUGUGCACCCUCUCCAAACCACUACCUUCAAAGAGGGACCUGCCACGAGCCUCAUCCUCCACCAUCCGGGAACAUCUUCUGCGGAGCUCUACAAGGCAUUGCAUUUGAUAUUGCUUUGCUCUCUCAAGUUUUGCAAAACUCCUAGACCCCUCCUCUCUCUCCCUUUCUCCGCAAUCCUCGACUUGGACUUGUCAUCCACCAAGGUCCAUUGUACCCCGGGCAGGUUUUUUUUUGCGUCGCGGUAUUCUAAACACCACGACGAUUGUCACCAGCUUCGCGUCUACCAAGAGUAGCAUGGACGGUCCUCACUACCCCUCCAAUGGUAUAAACACGACUUCUUCUGGUCAGACUUAUCCUUCACCAACCGCGAUUUCUCCCAACCAACUUCAAACCGGCUCUCCUCUACCUCAGACUCUGCCACCGCUGCAGCCUCCAACCUCGGCCAUGCAGAACAUGUACGGUAGUCACCCUCAUACGCCGCGAACCCCAGGCACCCCGAACACGCCUGGGUCGGCCUCCAACAUGCCUACCUACCAGCAGCAGACAUCGCAGCCCGCGAACCGCGCUGGUAUGUACUCAAUGGCCCAGAACCAAUAUCCUCCUCCCCAGGCUUAUGGCACCUCUGCUAUGAUGCCCCAGGCGACCACUGCCGCGUCUCACCCACAGCCUAUCGCGCCUGCUCCUGCUGGCGGUCGAGGUCCUCCUGUGUUGCGUCCUAUGCCCCCUGGAGGCAUCAUGUCCCAACCUGGUGUCUCGUCGCCUUAUGGUCCUGGUUCUCUUAUGCAGCCCACUGCGGUGAUGCCAGAGGGCGAGCCUCCCACUCACGUUGUUGGAUCUCAGGGACGACGCGGUAUUUUGCCUAGUGCUCCUGGACGGCCUGCUGCCCCAGCCGCUGGUACUGGCGCUAAGAACACCGUGAUUCCUGUCAAGGACGCAGAUGGCAAAUUUCCUUGCCCUCACUGCACAAAGACUUACCUCCAUGCCAAGCAUCUUAAGCGCCACCUUCUGCGACACACCGGUGACCGCCCUUACAUGUGUGUUCUUUGCCGCGAUACCUUCUCUCGAAGUGAUAUCCUGAAGCGUCAUUUUCAAAAGUGCUCUAUCCGCCGUGGUAACCCCACUGGAGCUAGUCACUUGUCGCACCCUCAGGCUCACGUUAAGAAGAACCAGCAGCAGGCUCAGAAGGCCGCCGGCCUCGCCCAUGAGGGUGACCUCAACCACCUUAAUGGCUUGGGCAACCUGCCUGCAGACAACAUGGUCCACCCAUUUGGCAUAGUCCAAGUCUCGGAUGGCAUGAACAACAUGGCCCAGGAUCAGAGCCAACUCUCUCGAUCCAGCUCGCUUGGUCGUCUCGACAACGGUAACAACGCUGACAGACGGAACAUGAACGGUCAGGUCAUGGGUGCCUCGCAGCCCUAUGGCGCUGAUCCCAACAUGAACCAGCAGCAGAUGACUGGCUACAGCAUGCCUCCCGCUCAGAACGGUCUGCCCAUGUACGGCGGCUCAAACACAAACCCUCCAUCUGGCCUUGAUUGGUCUCAGAUGUUCCAGGCUGGUGCGCAUCAAACCUACGUCAACACAUCUUUCAAUCCUAAUCUUGGACAGACUCAGAGCGGAAUCAAACCCGAACCUAAUGCCGGGCCCGGAACGACAGGCCCCAGCGCCAGCGACACCCUUUUGUCGAAUAUGGGAAUGCCAUCUCACCAAACCUCAUACAAUCUUCUUUCUGAUCAGAUCCUUAAUUUUUUCUAUCCUCCUAAUCAGGCCAUCGAUCCUUCUAGCGCGGGCAUGAAUCUCUACUUCUCGCCCGACAACGUCAAGGACUUCUUGGACAAGUACACUCACUUCCACAUCCACAUGCCUUUCAUCCAUGUCGCGACGUUUAAGGUCAUGGAGGCGUAUACUGGCUUACUUGCAGGCAUGUGUUGCAUCGGCGCCUGUUACUCAGACAAUGUCUCCUCGUCCAAUGUUCGCGAAAUGAUGGAUUUUCUUGUUGUCGCACUCCAACGCGACUGCAAGAUGAUGUCUAAUGUUGAAGCUUUGGCAGGGCAACUGAGUCACGCAUCUCGGGCUGAUAUUGAAGAGCUUCAGGCUGUCUUGCUAACAUGUAUAUUAUUACUUUGGAAUGGAAAUCCUCAACAAAGAGAGCGGGCUCGACAGAUCUACCCCUUUCUUGCAGCCAACGCCAGGCGACUGAAUCUUUUCCAGUCGUCGCGGGACCCUGCCUCUUUGUCGCCCCUUCACCAAAUCGAUUUUGACCGGAACACUUUUGAUUUGCAGCAAUGGAACUGGGAUACUUGGGUCGAUCAAGAGCGUCGAAAUCGUCUAAUGUUUGGCGUCUUUUUAAUGGACGUUGCCAUGGGACUUUAUUUCAAUUCUCAACCCUUGUUCGAUGUUAUGGAAUUUCAUCUACCUUUGCCUUGCGACGACACAGCGUGGGAUGCGGAUAAUGCCGGGGACUGUGCCUCUGCGCUUGGCCUCAAUGGCGAUGUUGCCGCUCGCGAUAAGAAUCCUUAUGGCACUCAGCGACCAAAACAACCUGAGAUGGACUGGGCUCUCAAAGCUCUGCUGCACCCCUCUUAUCAGAUCCAGCCUGGAAGUACGAACCUUUAUGGAAAGUUUGUUCUUAUCCAUGGCAUAUUGGCUCUGAUUCGGCGGGCCCAAAUUGACGGCAAUGCGGCUCAGCUGUCCAAAUUUGGAACACCUCCUCCCAAUGAUUGGAUGACUCCAGCCGGUCACAAUAGUGGACGGGGUACUCCUGUGGAGGGGGCGGCUGCCAACGUUGACCCACAAAGUCUGCAGGCACUUGUUAUCGCUCUGAGCAAGUUCAAGAAUAAUUGGGAUGCGGACAUGGCCAAUCAGUUCCCGCCAACAUUGCCGGGAUCCAGCAAUCCUCGACGGCACGGGUUUUCGCGAGAUGGUAUCCAUUUCUAUUGGCUCUCCAACUACUUGCUCAAGCACACGCAAACAGCGGACUUACGGUUGUCGUCGGAUGCACGCUUUGUCCAAAUUAUUCAAUUAUUGAAGUCGGUGAAAUCGUGGGUCAUGUCAGAUGGCGCGAGCAGAGGAGAAGAAUUAGGAUCUGUUGGAGAGAUUGAUGAUCAGUAUGGAGCAAUGGAUCUCACAUUAGAGAUGGCAAAACUAUUCAAACCACUUCCACAGGUGGUAGAAGACGCUGGCACUGCGUCUGUCAAGACGGAGCUUGACUAAGGGAAGGCAGUAUGAAUUUCUUACACAACCAAAAAAAAGUAUUAUAGGGGCGGGGGCUGCAUCUGGAGGCGUUGCGCUGCAUUCUGCUUUGUUUUCUUCAUUUUCUUUGUUUCCUGGGUCACUGGGUUUCACCAAUGUGAUGGUCAUCUUAAGGUAGACCGGAUUGGCCUCACACAUCCAUGGUUGGCACUGUUGUGCAAUGCAUUUGUCGAGAAUAGACGGGAAGAGGAGUUGUAACUGCAUAUUAGACUUUGAUCAAGAUAGAAAGGGAGGUCUAACCGGUUGAUGGUCAACCGGUAGACCAUCAUGACUUGAUGGCUUGGAGCAGGUUAAUGAUGUUUGCCUAUA
Molecule: messenger RNA, 4331 nt
Organism: Fusarium verticillioides 7600
Lineage: Eukaryota; Fungi; Ascomycota; Sordariomycetes; Hypocreales; Nectriaceae
Exons: 2
Coding region: 1068-3983 (971 amino acids)
Biological process (GO): DNA-templated transcription; regulation of transcription by RNA polymerase II
Cellular component (GO): chromatin
Molecular function (GO): zinc ion binding; RNA polymerase II cis-regulatory region sequence-specific DNA binding; DNA-binding transcription factor activity, RNA polymerase II-specific
Source: RefSeq, a predicted model, not a curated record